UCGGUGCUAUAACAAAUCCGUGAGGCACCAAACUGAACCAGACACAGCUCGGCUUUGAGCUCCGACGGCUGUGUCGCGCUUGCAAUAUCUGUUCCCCAACCAGAAAGCGGAACCAGAAAACUAACUUUAGUUGUAUUUCAAUUUUUCAAUCAAUUUAUUCAUUCCUUUGGCCAAGAACUCAAAUAAAAUGCGUCGCGCAGACGCUGUUGCUGUCACGGCUUGUGCGAUUUUGGCCCUGCUGCAGAUGAUGGAACCGGUAAAGGCCGAGGGUAAAUACACAAUUGUGGGUCCCGGAACUAUCCACUCGGCCCGCGACUACAAUGUGGCCGUGGCUGUUCACCAGACCAAGGAGCCAGUUACCCUGAAGGUGGGCAUCACUGGUCCAUCCUACAACGUAACGCAGACCGUGGAGCUGGUCAAUUCGGAACAGUUCAAGCAGAUCACCUUCAAGCUUCCUCCGCUGGAGUCGGGCGACUACAAUCUCACGGCCGAGGGUGUGAAGGGGCUAGAGUUCAAUAACUCCACCAAGUUGAUCUGCCAGAUAUUUAAGCCCUAUAUCAAAAUCCAGACCGACAAGGGCAAGUACAAGCCGGGCGAUACGAUCAACUACCGUAUGAUCUUCCUCGACGAGAACCUGCUGCCCGACAAAGCCGACGACAAGGUGGUUGUGUGGUUCGAGGACUCCAGGAGGAAUCGCGUCAAGCAGGAGAAGCACAUCAAGCUCACCGGUGGCGUCUACACGGGAAAGUUCGACCUCUCGGAGUUUGCUAACUUGGGUAGAUGGUCGCUUCAAGUUCAGAACGGCCAUGAAUCGAACGAACAUGUUAACUUUGAUGUGGAAAAGUACGUACUGCCCAAGUACUCGAUGAAAGUGCAGGCCACUGAACGCGUUUCAGUGCGGGAUGGCGAAUUGAACGUUGACGUUAAGGCCAACUACACUUACGGCAAGCCUGUUAAUGGCAAGGUCGUGGUAAAUGUGAAUACGGCCGGUCACUCGGUGAUCGGCACCGCCAACAUGGAAGGUGGCAAGGCCAAGCUUACCCUGGAUCUCAAGAGUUUCGCCAGUUUUUUACCGUCCAAUACCUCUACCUUGCAUGCCAAAGUUCUGGUCACCGUCGAAGAGGAUUUCACCGGCGUUAAGCUCAAAGAAACGACCGGUGUUCAACUGUAUACUAAUCGCUACAAAAUGUACUGCAUCCUUCCUUGUUUUUCAUUUAAACCCGAUAAGGAACAGGAUAUUGCCUUUAAAAUCUCUCUAGUCGAUGAUACUUUGGUCACGGACACAAAGUCGGUUGUAAAGGUCAAGUUCACUGAACUUAAACGCGAUUACGUCUUUAAAGAUCAUGGAGAGAUUGAGAUUGGUCCCGAAGUUGAGAAUAAAACAUUCGUUUUCGAAAGCCAUUUAAAUGAGUCGAGUAUUGCGAACUUUAAGGUGACUUUGCCCGAUCUUCCGGAAAUUGCGAACAUUCCCCGCUACUACAAAAUCGAAUUGGCAUUUUUAGACGAAAAAGAUCUCAGUCAAAUUCUAAGACCCUACAGGGAACCAAAGGAGAUCAAUCAUCCCAACACCGAGGAGGAAAAGGAGUGGUUCAAGGCUGAUGUUAACAGACCCAAGGACACCUGGAACCUCAAGAUCGGCCAGGAAUAUCAGGUGACACUCAACUCCAGUCGUCCUUUGAAGUACUUUGUGUACAACAUCGUAGGACGUGGAAAUAUUCUGGAGACGAAACGUGUCGAUUUGCCCGAACCACAAAAAACCGUUAACGUUACCCUGAAGCCCACUUUCCAGCAUUCUCCCAAUGGACGGAUGUACUUCUAUUAUGUCGAUGAGACCGGAGAAUUCCGAUUUAUCGAGGUUUACUUCAGCGUGAAAGUUGAGCUGCAGAACAAGAUCGAAAUCCAGGCCCCCAAGCAGGUGAAACCGGGUGCAGAAGUUGAGCUCGAGAUCAAGACGGAGCCCAAGUCCUUUGUUGGCCUGCUGGCCGUCGAUCAGAGUGUCCUUCUGCUGGGCAACAACAAUGAUAUGACUAAGCAGGACUUCAAUUGGCUCCUCAGCCGCUACGACACAACCACUCCAAGGCAAGGAGGAUACUCCUAUUAUCCCGGAGAACGAAGUGGCGUGGUAACGAUGACCAAUGCCUACUUCUUCUACAAUCGCACCGCUCCCGUUCGCCCUUUACCCUUCCCAAAAGAUAAAUCAAUAAUCAAUAAUCAAUCAAUAAUCAAAACCAAUCAAUCAAAAUUCAACAAAUUAACUUUGGCUGUAGGUCGAUCAGCCAAUCCUGUUGUGCGAAAGAACUUCGCGGAGACUUGGUUUUUCGCCGACAUUGAGAGCACUGAAAAGGAGGUUUUCAAGUGGGUGAAGACCAUUCCCGACACGAUCACCAACUGGGUGGUCACCGGCUUCUCGCUGAGUCCUACCAAGGGAUUGGGUGUCACCGAUGACAAGGUGAACAUCAAGACGUUCCAGCCGUUCUUCGUCUCCGUUCGACUGCCCUACUCCGUUAAACGUGGCGAGGUGAUCAAUGUGCCAGCACUGGUCUUCAACUAUUUGAACAAGCGACUGGACGUGGAGUUGACCCUGGACAACGAGGAUGCCGAGUACGACUUCGUGGAUGCCUCCAACGAGGUGAUUGGCGAUCAGAAGCGCACCCAGUCAAUCCGAGUGGGUGCCAAUGAAGCCGCAGGCGCCUCCUUCCUGAUUCGCCCGAAGGUGAUUGGCAACAUUCUACUCAAGUUCACUGCCAUUUCUCCUCUGGCUGGCGACGCCGUUCACAAAUCUCUGAAGGUGAUCCCCGAAGGUACCACCAAGUACCAAAACAGGGCGUUCUUCAUCAAUCUCAAGGAAAAGAAGGAGUUCAAGUCCAACUUUGAGUUGGAAGUACCCGAGAAUGUGGUGCCCGAUUCGGAGCGAGUCGAAUUCGGUGUGGUGGGUGAUCUCCUGGGACCAGUGAUCAAGAACCUGGAGAACCUGCUGCGAUUGCCCAGCGGCUGCGGUGAGCAGACCAUGUCCAAGCUGGUGCCCAACUACCUGGUCAGGGACUACCUGCAGAGCAUCAAAAAACUUACCCCCGCGUUGGACACUCGCAUCAAGAGGAAUCUGCAGGAGGGCUAUCAGAAUACGUUGCGCUUUCGCCGCGACGAUGGCAGCUUUAGCUCCUUUGGACACUACAAGAUUUGGUCCGAGGAUCCGGUGCGCGGUUCCACCUGGCUAACGGCCUACGCUCUGCGUUCCUUCAGCAAGAUUAAGGAUAUCGUUGACCUCGAUGAACAGCUCUUGGCCAAGGGCUAUGAGUUCCUGCUUAGUCGUCAGACUGAAAAUGGCAGCUUCAUCGAAUCCGGAGAGUACUUCUACAGCUCCCAGAAAAGUCUUCUGACCCUCACAGCAAAUGCCUUGCUGGCUCUGCUGGAGGAGGAGAAGCCCAACCAGGCAGCCAUUGACAAGGCCGUGGCCUAUCUGAGUUCCAACACGGCGGAGUCCGAGGAGCUGCUGCCCAAGUCCAUUGCCAUUUAUGCUCUGCAAAAGGCGAAGGCACCUAGUGCCGGGAAACUUGUGGCCCAACUGAAGUCGCUGGCCAAACAGGAGGAUGAUCGCACUUGGUGGACAGAGGAUUCGGAUAAGAUUCGCUCUAUUGGAUACACAAAACGUUGGUGGUCGCGGAUCUGGAGCAACGAUGUAGAGAGCACCUCGUAUGCCCUGCUCUCCAUCCUGGAAUCCGAUCAGGAAUCAGCAGACUCUGUGGUAAACACUGUUCGUUGGCUGGUGGCCCAGCGCAAUAGCUACGGAGGUUUCGGUUCCAGCCAGGAUACAGUUGUGGGUCUAUCGGCCCUCAUUAAAUUCGCCCAGAAAUCUGGCUACAAGGCGGCCAAAUGUGAGGUGACUGUCUCGAACAAGGGCAAGCGUGAAAAGACCGAAAAGCUAAGCACAUCGGAGGAGAACGACCUUCUGCUCCAGACGAUCGAAUUCCCACAGGGCACCAAGUCCCUCGAGUUCGAGGCCAAGGGCACCGGAUCCGCUCUCGUCCAGAUAAGCUAUCAGUACAACGUGGUGGAGAAGGAGCCGAAGCAAAGUUUCAAGAUCGAAACCAUCGUCUUGCCAGAAGUAGCGCCAGCCAAGCUCGAACUCAGCGUUUGUGUGGACUUCAUCGAGGAGGGCAAGGCCAAGGAAUCCAACAUGGCCAUCCUGGAGGUGUCCCUGCCUUCCGGUUACACGUCCGAUGAGGAUAGCUUCAAGGCCAUUAAGGAGAUCGAGCGCGUUCGGUUGGUGGAGGCCAAGAACGGAGAUUCCGUGGUGGUUGUCUACUUUGAGAACCUGGCCAAGAACGACAAGAAGUGCAUCCCUAUCGAGGCCUUCCGGACACAUUCGGUGGUCAACCAGAAGCCAUCUUCCGUGGUCCUCUACGAUUACUAUGACACGAACAAGAGGGCCACGGAGUUCUACUCCAUCGACUCCAAGCUGUGCAACAUUUGCGAAGGUGCCGACUGCAAGAGCAAUUGUUGAUGACAUCGAAACCAAAACGAGGAAACAAUACAUUUUUCCUUAUAUCAAAUAAAAUAUUGUGAAUAUUGUGAUUGUAAAGUAA
Messenger RNA from Drosophila ficusphila, 4583 nucleotides. Its product is annotated as pregnancy zone protein-like. Gene Ontology annotation, molecular function: endopeptidase inhibitor activity. Gene Ontology annotation, cellular component: extracellular region. NCBI's taxonomy places the organism in Eukaryota, Metazoa, Arthropoda, Insecta, Diptera, Drosophilidae. The record is from RefSeq and is a predicted model, not a curated record.